AACCGAAAACGUCGGAAUCGCGAAUCGAAUUCGAAUCGCGGACUUCAGAUCGCGCGGAAGUGAAGUGCAGCCAGGAUAUCCAUAUCCAUAUCCUUCCCCCUCAUUUUGUGCUAUCGUAAUACUCCCUGUGUUCGAAGGCUUCGAGAGAUAAACUCUUAGGUUUAUUUUCAGCGUUUGGAAUACACAAUCUUUUGGAUACACCGAGCAAUUGAAUUCUAAGCGAAAGUGAAGAUGCCUUUCCACCGACUGAGUAUUCUGGGGCUGCUGCUCCUCUCCUUGGCUUGCGUCCAAGCGGAUGUGGGAUACCACUACAACCGACCGACGAGACCCACGGCUCCUUCGGCUCCAGGAUCGGUGUACACGGGUCACCAGUUCAGUGCGCUGCCCACCAUCCACCCGCUGCCCCCGAUCCCGGCACUUCCUCCGCUGCCCACUGCCAGGGUUCCGCUUCCGAGGAGUCGUCCCACUGCUCCGGCCGCCAGCAUCGUUAGCCACUAUCUGCCGCCCAAGCCGGUGGUCUCCACCUACGUUCCUCCGCCGGUGGCUUCCCCCCUCUCCUCGAUCAGUUUCCACGGCACGCCCACCUUCAAGCCGGUUUACGGUCCGCCGCAGGCGAGGAUCACCCCGCCGGUGCCCACUCUGGCCACGCCCAUCGUGGUGCCGCCCACCGGACCGGCUGCCUUCGCGGCGGGCGGAAGCCUGCGGAUUCCCUUCGGCAAGCAGGCCCUGAUUUCCCCCGGAGAGUCGUACGUCUCGAAUGGCAGGCAGCUGAAGCAGUACGCCGUGAUCGAGAUCAUCGACAACGACAUCGACGAGACCCCGGCUCCCUUCUCCAGCUUCUUCGACCGGUUCGGAGCCCAUGUGGGCGCUCCUUCGGGGAACGGCAUCCAGAUUGAUUCCCGGGCCAACUCCCUGCUCCUGGAGCAGCAGCAGCUGGCCAUCCAGCCGAGAUCCCAGGGCGGAUCGCAGGCGGGAGAUGCCAUAGCCCUGGGAUCGGGAGGCCUGGGCUUCGUGCGGCUGCCCAACGGGAACGUCUACCUGGGAUCGGGAUCCUUGGGCUACAUCAGUGGUCAGCAGCGGGUGGCUUCCGUCCUGGAGGCUCGCACCCGGUCGGAGUCCACCUCGGAUGCCCUGCACUUCGGCCACGGUCCUCUGGGCGGAGCAGAAAACCUGCUGAGGUUCAAGUAGAGAGGCUACCCUCCCACUCCCACUCCUACACACACACACACACACGCACAUCUACAUCACAUCUAUGAGAAUAUGUAUAUUUUAUUGUAAAUAUGUAAUUAAAGCACCUUCUUGUUUGUGUAGACUGUAAGACUUGCUUAAACUAUCUGAGAUUCUUGUACAUUUGUCCUAUGCGAAACAUCGAAACUUGAUCGAGUAUGAAUAAAUAUAUAUGGUUAAAAUAAA
Molecule: messenger RNA, 1413 nt
Organism: Drosophila ficusphila
Lineage: Eukaryota; Metazoa; Arthropoda; Insecta; Diptera; Drosophilidae
Product: ataxin-2 homolog
Exons: 2
Coding region: 232-1188 (318 amino acids)
Source: RefSeq, a predicted model, not a curated record